Molecule: messenger RNA, 996 nt
Organism: Dunckerocampus dactyliophorus (ringed pipefish)
Lineage: Eukaryota; Metazoa; Chordata; Actinopteri; Syngnathiformes; Syngnathidae
Gene: prdx1
Product: peroxiredoxin 1
Exons: 6
Coding region: 130-726 (198 amino acids)
Biological process (GO): cellular response to stress; leukocyte activation; response to oxidative stress
Cellular component (GO): cytosol
Molecular function (GO): thioredoxin peroxidase activity
Source: RefSeq, a predicted model, not a curated record
UGGAGAUCCCGUGUUUUCUCGCGAGGAGUGCGUCGCUAUAUAAAUGGCUCCAUCACUGUCCAUUCCCAUUCCAACCUCUCUGCUAGACUUACACCAGAGGAGUCGAAGCCCAAACUCAGUUACCUGAAGAUGGCUGCUGGCAAAGCUCAUAUCGGAAAGAUGGCUCCAGAUUUCACGGCCAAAGCUGUGAUGCCAGAUGGUCAGUUCCAGGACCUGAAGCUGUCAGACUACAAAGGGAAGUAUGUUGUCUUCUUCUUUUAUCCACUGGAUUUCACCUUCGUGUGCCCGACUGAGAUCAUUGCAUUCAGCGACGCGGCCGAAGAAUUCCGGAAGAUCGGCUGUGAGGUCAUCGCCGCUUCCGUUGACUCGCACUUCUCCCACUUUGCAUGGACCAACACUCCACGUAAGCAGGGCGGUUUGGGCAGUAUGAAAAUCCCGUUGGUGUCCGACACACGGCGCACCAUCUCCACAGAUUAUGGCGUUCUGAAGGAGGAUGAAGGAAUUGCCUACAGGGGUCUGUUCAUCAUUGAUGACAAGGGCAUCCUGAGACAGAUCACCAUCAACGACCUCCCGGUUGGACGCUCUGUCGAGGAGACCUUGCGUUUGGUCCAGGCCUUUCAGUUCACCGACGAGCACGGGGAAGUGUGCCCAGCUGGCUGGAAACCAGGAAGUGACACCAUCAAACCUGACGUCCAGAAAAGCAAGGACUUCUUCUCCAAGCAGUGAUAAGACCAAAGCCAGAGUCUGCCGCCUGCUCUAGGCUCUAGGAGAUCUCAUAUAGAUAACAUUUGUAGAAGUUAAUAUUUUAUAUCCUGUGUUUGUGGAAGCAUUGCUAGGGGACAUUUUCGUCAUUCAUAUUCUGUGUCUGUCUUUAAAGUGUGUACUGAGGACCAAAAUGUUUUUUUAUGUUUUAUAUUAAUAUAAUACAUCACUCGUUUUAUUGCUUGAGCUAAAUGUCAUUCCUUGUAUUGUAAAAAUAAAUUUAUUUUGUGGAAA